Messenger RNA from Emericellopsis atlantica, 474 nucleotides. RefSeq names its product 60S ribosomal protein L28. Lineage: Eukaryota; Fungi; Ascomycota; Sordariomycetes; Hypocreales; Bionectriaceae. Gene Ontology annotation, molecular function: structural constituent of ribosome. Gene Ontology annotation, cellular component: ribosome; cytosolic large ribosomal subunit. Gene Ontology annotation, biological process: translation. The record is from RefSeq and is a predicted model, not a curated record. The transcript is spliced from 5 exons. The coding region runs from base 1 to 474 and encodes 157 amino acids.
AUGGCUUCUCCUGCGAUCGACAACAUUUCUGCGGACCUGAUCUGGGAGGUCGUCCGCAACAACAACAGCUUCCUCACCAAGAGCAAGCGCAAUGGCGGCGUUCAGUUCUCGCGUGAUCCCCUGAACCUGAUCAACAAGAACACCCGCAAGCACGCCGGUUUCGUCAACGACAAAGCCAUCGGCGUUGUCCGCAACGAGAAGGGCUUCACUGUCAUCACCAAGAAGCCAUCCGCCCCCACCAAGCCCAAGGAGGCUUUCCUCAAGUCCGAGCACAGCGGCAACAACUCCAGCCGCAAGGCCUACAAGUCCGUCGCCAACCAGACCGCCAAGAACGGAUACCGCCCUGAUCUCCGCGAGGCUGCUGUUCAGCGCGUGUCAGCUAUCCGCCAGUCCCAGCGCCCCGUCAAGCCCGAACCCGAGACCAAGCUCCGUGGCAAGCGGGCCCAGAAGGCUAAGGAGGCUGAGUCGGCGUAG